ACAGUGGAGAGAGAUUGCGCUCUGUUGGAGAGGACUGAGCUCCAAGGCAAACUGGAGAACCUAGAGCAGGUGCUGAAGCAUAUGCGAGAGGCUGCAGAGAGGAGGCAGCAGCUAGAAUUAGAGCAUGAACAAGCCUUGGCCGUCCUCAGUGCCAAGCAGCAGGAGAUUGACCUUCUGCAGAAGGCUCAAGUUGAGGCUAAGAAGGAACAUGAAGGUGCCGUCCAUCUGUUAGAGAAUCACUUGGACAGCAUGCAGCUGAGAAGUUUCCUUCGCACUAAGAACACAAUGCGAUUUUUGGCUAAAGUGAGAGAAUUGGAGGAAAAAUGCCGGACACAGAGUGAGCAGUUUAACCUGCUGUCAAAAGAGUUGGAGAAGUUCAGGUUGCAGGCUGGGAAGUUAGACAUCCUGAGCAGCAGUCAGCUGACAGGGGGCGACUCGCCCGGCUCACCCACCAAACCCCUCACCCUCUCCCAGCUCCUCAACGGCCUCACUGCCCCCUCCGGGAAAGGUAAUGAGGAUUCGAUGAGUAAGAUCUCAGAGCUCAUUCGGCCUCUGCAGAUGACUGAGGGGGAGAAGGUAGAGCUCCUGUCUGUCAAACCCACCUUCCUGUCACGCAGCACACCCUCCAGCCCACGGCGGGCCUUCCUCUCAGAGGUGCGGCCCGUCAUCGCCACUGCUAUGGACAAAGAGCAAGGCUCGUCCCCCAGGUCUAAGUCCAGAUACACAGGCAAAGUGCGACUGUGUGUUGCCCGCUACAAUUAUAACCCUUAUGAUGGCCCCAAUGAGCAUCCUGAAGCAGAGCUCCCCCUGGUGGCUGGGAAGUACCUGUAUGUUUAUGGGACCAUGGAUGAGGACGGCUUCUAUGAGGGUGAGAUGUUGGACGGACAGCAGGGUCUCGUUCCCUCCAACUUUGUGGACUUUGUCCAGGAUGAGGAGCUCCCGUCGGUUCCUCUCUUGGACCGCAUCAAGGAACCGUCCUACCUCAACCACAGCCCCGCCUCCAUGCCCAGCAGUGCCGUGAGUACACUCAGCACGCUGCUCUCAGAGAAGCUGGAUGCCCUGGGCUCGGGCACCGGGACGGGCACCAGCAGCAGCAGCGGGGUGAGCAGCUUGGGCAUGAGCAUGGGGCUGGGCAUGGACUUUCUGGGACCCUGCAGCAAUGGCACAGGCACGCUGGACGUGAACAUCGACGAGAUUGGAGAAGACAUCGUGCCUUACCCCCGCCGCAUUACCUUGAUCAAGCAGCUGGCCAAGAGCGUUAUCAUAAGCUGGGACCCUCCGGUGGUGCUGCCCGGGUGGACGCCCACCAGCGGCUACAAUGUGCUGGUGGAUCAGGAGGUACGCAUGAGUGUGCCCUUCGGUGGCCGCACCAAGUCUUUGAUCGAGAAGCUGAAUCUGGCCUCCUGUACGCACCGCAUCUCCAUCCAGAGCAUGACGGAGCGGGGGCUCUCCGAUCCGCUGCGCUGCACACUGCUGGUAGGGAAAGAUGUGGUGGUGGCGCCCUAUUACCUUCGUGUGGAGAACAUCACGCAAGUAUCGGCUGAGCUCACCUGGAUGCCAAGCAACAGCAACUACAGCCACAUGAUCUUCCUGAAUGACGUGGAGUAUGAUGUUGUGAAGCCUGGAGGGUACAAAUACCACUUCUACAACCUGAAGCCCAUGACGGUGUAUAAGAUACGGGUGGUGGCCCGGCCCCAUCAGAUGCCCUGGCAGCUUCCCCUUGAGCAGAGGGAGAAGAAGGAGGUCUCAGUGGAGUUCUGCACACAGCCAGCCGGUCCUCCUUUACCUCCUCAGGAUGUUCAGGUUCAGAUAGGACAGACACCAGGAGUCUUGCAGAUCCGUUGGAAGCCUCCUCCCCUCACUUCUACCGGCACUUCCAAUGGAGCCAAUGUAAUCGGAUACAUAGUCUGCACUAAAGGUCAAAAGAUAGCAGAGAUAAUGUACCCCACAGCAGAUUUCGUUACGGUGGAACUGAACCGUAUCCAGUGUCUGGAAGCGCGGGAGGUCGUCGUGAGGACAAUAUCAGCACAAGGAGAGUCACAGGACUCUCCAGUGGCCGCCAUUCCGCACAACCUCCUGGUGCCUCACCCCCACGGACACCCCCCUCACCCGCCUCCCUACCCACAAGCCUACCCCCCAACCCAUCCACAACCGCAUGUCCAGCCCCAUUCCGUCCCGCCAUCCCACCCUCAUCCACCACCCUCGCACCCCCACGCCCACCCAUCGCCCUCCCCGUACCCCAUGUCUAAACCCAAACGCCUACCAAGUGCCAGAGACCCCCAUGCCAAAGAGCCAGAGAUGGGCAGGCGAAUGGGACAGCCCUGGGAGCCACAUCCCCGGGCUCCGUCACCCCUACCGCACCCGGGACACACACUGGAGCCCCCUCACGUAGAGGGCCGACGCUCACCCUCCCCUCAGAGGAUCUUGCCUCAACCUCAGGGAGUGCCCAUUCCCAACACAGUGGCUCGUGCUAUGGCCCGCCAGGUGGCGCAGAGGAGCGCCCCGAAUAGCAGGGUGGAGAGGAGGAACAUCUUUAGUGAGAGAGGUAACACUCUGCAUUCAUUAAACUCAGACGAGGAGGAGGACGGGUACGAUUCGCCUCACGCCAGGCGAAGAGGAGCUUCUGUGGACGAGUUUCUCAGAGGUUCUGAGCUGGGCAGACACCAUCAUCACUAUAGCCACAGUGAGGAGUACUACACCGAGAGCAGUCGGGGCUCCGAUCUGUCUGACAUCAUGGAGGAGGAUGAGGAGGAGCUGUACUCGGAGAUGCAGCUGGAAGAAGGGCGGCGCCGCAGCAUCAACUCACACAACACAUUAAAGAUUUUAGGGAGUUCUCCCUCAACGGGACGCUCGGAUCGACUGGACCAUUCCGGCCAUAGGGCGAGUCAUGGCUGUCCACCGGCUCAGAGAAGGCCAAUGACAGUCCCUUCCAUUGAGAUCACCGUGGAGAAUAACAGUGAGGGGAGUGAGGGAAACCUCUCACCUAUCAAGGACAAUGUUUACUAUACCAAUGUAGCCCACCGCAGGAAAUGGUCCCCACAGCGAACAGAGCACCGAUAUGAUGGUUAUGGAGGACGUGACCGGCGGUCUCCAGACUACUAUGAGUCAGAGCCAGAGGACUUGUCCCGACUCUUUGUGGCCAUGUUUGACUACGACCCCUUGUCAAUGUCUCCUAACCCCGAUGCUGCUGUAGAGGAGCUUCCCUUCAAGGAGGGCCAGAUUAUAAAGGUGUUUGGAGAGAAGGACACAGAUGGAUUCUAUAGGGCAGAGAUCUGUGGCCGCAGGGGGCUCAUCCCCUGUAACAUGGUCUCAGAGAUCCAGACGGAUGAUGAUGAAAUGUUGGACCAGCUGCUCAAACAGGGGUUUCUUCCUCUCAACACGCCCAUUGAGAAAAUAGUAAACUGUAAUAGGUUCAAAGAUGGCCGUUCAGUUAAUCGCAGGUCCAGGAAAUCCAAGAGAGAGAGGAACAAAAGGAGUGGAAGGCAGCACCCGGUGUCGACGCGGAGGAUGGUGGCCCUGUAUGACUAUGACCCCAGAGAGAGCUCUCCUAACGUGGAUGUGGAGGCUGAGCUGACGUUUUGUGCCGGCGAUGUGAUCACAGUGUUUGGAGAGAUCGAUGAGGAUGGCUUUUAUUACGGGGAGCUCAAUGGACACAAGGGUCUGGUCCCCUCCAACUUUCUUGAAGAAGUGCCUGAUGACGUGGAGGUUUACCUCACCAACACACAGAGCCGUCACUCCCAGGACCACCCGUCCCGGACAAAGAACAAAAGGAAGAAGAGUGUUCAUUUCACUCCGUAACGGCUCAGUAUCUGUCACGUUUGAUUUGGCUCCAACACCCUUGGUGAAGUUACCAUGCUGAAAGGUGAUAGAUUACUUCAAAAGACUGGUUCCCGUGGAAAAAGCGGGCCCUCCCAGAAGAAGUGCCACCCCCACAGUGCGCCCACACAUCCCGGGGUCCGGCCCCGCAGCCCAGGGGCCCGGCAGUCCCAUCCGGCGCCCCCGAGCUGACUCUAAGAAAACAGGACUGCUCUCCAAAGGAAAGAAUCUAUUGAAAAGGCUUGGUGCUGUCAAAUAGUUUCACAUAACUCUCUUCACAGCAGCCAGGUUAAGGAGGAUGGAAUUGAGGAGAAUUUACCUUAGAAGGUGGGAAAAAGAACCUUUCUCCCAUCUUCUGUUUCUGUAAUCACAUGGAUUGGCAAACUAAAAGAGAAAGGGAAAUGGUGGAAACUAUGGCUUUCAUGACCACAACUUCAGCUUUAUGCCUUUGAAACUGUAAUAAGUUCUGUUUGCCCAUGUUUGAUUCUUAAAAGCACAGAAAUGCUCACUAAUGUGAGUUACUAAGAUGUCUUGUUAUAAAUAUACAAUAGAAGGGAUGUUCUUGGAUAAUAAAAUAAAAUCUA
Messenger RNA from Sinocyclocheilus grahami, 4400 nucleotides. Its product is annotated as RIMS-binding protein 2. The transcript is spliced from 26 exons. Gene Ontology annotation, biological process: neuromuscular synaptic transmission. Gene Ontology annotation, molecular function: protein binding. The record is from RefSeq and is a predicted model, not a curated record. Bases 82 to 3798 code for a protein of 1238 amino acids. NCBI's taxonomy places the organism in Eukaryota, Metazoa, Chordata, Actinopteri, Cypriniformes, Cyprinidae.